Messenger RNA from Racocetra persica, 330 nucleotides. The record is from the annotation of a GenBank genome assembly. Lineage: Eukaryota; Fungi; Glomeromycota; Glomeromycetes; Diversisporales; Gigasporaceae.
AAGAAUUACUUUUGAAAGAACUAGAAUACAUAUUCUACAAUAUAACACCACCAAAAUUAGCAAAAGAAAGAUUACCUAAACCAAACGAAGCAUACAACUGGAUAACAAUAAAUAACUACGAGUAUCAAGGAAACUAUAAUCAAUUAAUAGCCCAUAAUAUUAACAAUUAUAACUUGGAAGAAAAUCAUAGACAAUAUACAUUCGACCUUAUAGACCAAUAUACAAAAAAUGGAAAAUCAACCGAUAAUCAAGUUAUCGCAACAGAAAGAGAAACUUUAGAAGAAACUGGAAUACUCAUAUACCAAGAAAAACUUAUAGAAAUCGGACAUA